AUGCACCAUGCCCAAAGCGGAAUAGCUUCGUGGGUAUGUGAUGGGCCUACGUCGCUUCCAGCCCAUGAUGUAAUCCGGAAUGCAGCAAGCAGCGGAUUACCCAGACAACACUUUUGCUACUUGCUUUUGGACCACGGUUUUGUUCCCAGAUUGUGGGCUGGCACCUCUUGUGGUCGAAGAGGUUUCGGAUGUACUCGUGGGGAUUCGACAUUACAUGCCAAGUUUGCUAGCAGAAUGGUGAUUUAUUUAGAAGAACAAAGAUCCAACAAAGACGCAAAAUCGAGCAUAUUCUCGCCCUUUGCAGAAUUGUUGGCGUGUCGAUUCGACCCAGACACUUAG
Molecule: messenger RNA, 339 nt
Organism: Wickerhamiella sorbophila
Lineage: Eukaryota; Fungi; Ascomycota; Dipodascomycetes; Dipodascales; Trichomonascaceae
Exons: 3
Coding region: 1-339 (112 amino acids)
Source: RefSeq, a predicted model, not a curated record